AACUACUAGUACUACUAGUACGUACCACCACCACCUCGCCAUUUCACGAGGCGAAACGCAAAGCCGACGCGAGAGCGAGCGGCCACCGCGCGCUAGGUACUAGCGGCCACUAUAGCUUAGCUCCCCGUAUAAAGAGUCGCUGAGACUUGCUUGUCACUAGCAGCUGCUGAUCCGUGCACACUGCACACACCGCCGGUCGUGGAUGCGAAUGGAGGUGGAGAUGGGAGUGGGAGGAGGUGGAGGUGGGGGGAGAGCGGAGGCGCACUACCGCGGGGUGCGGAAGCGCCCGUGGGGGCGGUACGCGGCGGAGAUCCGGGACCCGUGGAAGAAGACGCGGGUGUGGCUCGGCACCUACGACACGCCCGUCGAGGCCGCGCUCGCCUACGACCGCGCCGCCGUCGCCCUCCGCGGCGUCAAGGCGCGGACCAACUUCGGCAGCGGCAGCGGUGGUGGUGUUGGUGGCGCCGGCGGCGGCGGGCACGUAAAUGGCCACCGGCAGCUCCCGCAGCUUCACCACCGCAUGCACCAGCCUCAGGGCCCUGGGCACUUCGGUGGGCUCGACAUCAGCCACCCUUCGCCCUGGCACUACGUCUACUUCCCCGCAAAGAUGCAGGCGAUGGCACCGGCGGCGGCUGGCCAUGUCGCCGCAUCGUCGCUGCCGUCGACGACGCUGGAGCUCCGGACGGGGCCGAGCGGCGCCGCGGCGCUCCCGUUCGACCUGAACGAGCCGCCGACGCCGUCGCUGCUGUUCGGCUCGACCUGAACGUAGUGUAGAGCAUCACUGUAGUAGGACCAAGGAUCAAGCUUAGAGAUCACUAGUAGAGAUUGCGGUAACCAAUUAAUGGGGGGUGGAGAGCACUGGUCCGGCUGUGUACAUACGUACUAAUUAAGGAAAGUUUAGCGUUCUCGCAUUGCCCCUGUUCUUGUUUCCUUUUUAAGAACUUUUUAACCUCUA
Molecule: messenger RNA, 955 nt
Organism: Oryza brachyantha (malo sina)
Lineage: Eukaryota; Viridiplantae; Streptophyta; Magnoliopsida; Poales; Poaceae
Product: ethylene-responsive transcription factor 12-like
Exons: 1
Coding region: 203-763 (186 amino acids)
Biological process (GO): regulation of DNA-templated transcription
Molecular function (GO): DNA-binding transcription factor activity; DNA binding
Source: RefSeq, a predicted model, not a curated record